Molecule: messenger RNA, 1612 nt
Organism: Orbicella faveolata
Lineage: Eukaryota; Metazoa; Cnidaria; Anthozoa; Scleractinia; Merulinidae
Source: RefSeq, a predicted model, not a curated record
UCUUGAUCAAAGACCAUUUUCUCCCAGGGAAAAUUAUGGGAGAUAUAAGUGACAAUAAAGAGAAUUUGGAUACGAUCAUUGGGACUUGUUGUUCAGUGUUUUUCAGUGCUGUUUGGGUGUAAAAGUACUUUGAGCUGAGUGUUAGUCUACUCAAUAAGAGAACUAGACACAUAAACGAUUUAUUUUACGAGGGAAUAUUCCAUAAACACGAUGAAAGUAUUUCCGUUUCCGUGCUUGUCGCGUAUCUCCUUGCACUGAGGUCGGCGCUUGAAUUUCCUGUCCUGCAGUGUAAUGAGUUCUACAUUUCAUGCUUCAUUCAUUGUUUUCUAUUGAUCAUUGCCAACAAUAUCACGGGGCGCAUGUUUACUCAGCUGCUGUAGAUGUGCUUUUAAAUGAGUCGUAAAUUGUUCUCAUAGCACAUAAGCGUUUAAGAGCCUCGUUAAAUUAAGUUGCUGCUAAAACUCACUAGCCUUUCAUCGUAAAAUGAAGAUCUGGGCGGCGUUGUUCGUUUGCCUUAUGGCGGUGUCUGGGCGAAGGUACUGGCAUAGAUCUAGAAACGCAGACCCGAUGGCUCCAAAAUGGGACGCACUAUCAGUCACUUGGCUCAAAUGGGAGGCGAUGCCGCUGACCGUUACUGACGCUGUCGACAAAGGGUGGAGCUUGCAGGACAAGUGUCGCGACAGCGCAUAUUUUCACGGAAAUCGUUAUGUUCGUGAUGGGAACACGACACUCAUGCUGUUAUUUGAUGAAAACGAUAACAUAGCGGGAAUACAGACUGNGGCCUCCGCCCCCAGGUUCAACCCCUUGCCCUUUUACUUGAGAUGCAAACGCUGUCAAAAUGAUGUUGUCGUUCUUUUCCAGUAUCUGUUUAAGAAUGGUACCGUGCCGCCCUGUUUCUGGACCGCUGACCGGCUGUCUAUGAUGCACGUCUACUUGGACUCCAGUCCUUUCCUGAACAUUUGCUAGAAAAACGAUUCAUGCGUCCAACACAAAAGAAAACAAGGAUAGUAUCACUUAAAAUGGUUUCCAGAAAUCUGUCAAGGACUACUUGUAGACUUACACUGCCGUGUAAUUGACUUCCUUGUCAGUUUUAAGAGUCUUCAAUAGAGAAUUAAGGAGUCUUUUCCUUUCGGAUGGGAAAUAAAGAUGAUUGCGUGAGAUCUUGCUGGUUUCUAGAAAACGCUUAUUUUGUUGCAGUUGUUAAUGUUACUAUGCACAGUUUUUUCCAGUUGACUGGUAUUUGCUUCUUUUAGUGAGAAUUAAUUUGUUCCCAGAAUCAUUGUCAUGUUUCGAAACGGACUAUAAAAAAUGCUUUUUAAUCUAACAAUUAAUCUUAAUCUCGAUUUUACAACUAAUUAGCUCGCCUGUUACCUAAAUUUGUAGCUCUUCAAACCCUUGAUUUGAAAUGUUUAUUAUUGUCACUUCCCCCGGUGCUGAGAAUUUCGCGACGAUCCAGACGCUAUCCCCUACAUGAUGGAUUUCUUUAUUCUCAUUACCCGAUUGCUCGAAAACGCAUUAGUGUUGUAACGAGAAUUUAGCUAUCGAUCGCAAUUAAUUUAUCGGAAGGAUAAAGGUGUUACUCGGGAGUAAACAAAGAAUGUUCUACAGAACA